This is a messenger RNA of Salvelinus sp. IW2-2015, 561 nucleotides long. Its product is annotated as octapeptide-repeat protein T2-like. The coding region runs from base 1 to 561 and encodes 186 amino acids. NCBI's taxonomy places the organism in Eukaryota, Metazoa, Chordata, Actinopteri, Salmoniformes, Salmonidae. The record is from RefSeq and is a predicted model, not a curated record. The transcript has a single exon.
AUGAGCCAGAGAGCCAAGGAGCCGACAGGGAGCCAAGAGUCAGCGAGACAGAGAGCCAGAGAGCCAGAGAGCCAAGGAGCCAGGGAUCCAGUUAGUCAGGGAGCCGAGAGCGCCAGGGAUCCAGAGAGGCAGGGAGCCAGAGAGUCAGGGAUCCAGAGAGGCAGGGAGCCAGAGAGUCAGGGAUCAGAGAGGCAGGGAGCCAGAGAGUCAGGGAUCCAGAGAGGCAGGGAGCCAAGAGUCGGGAUCCAGAGAGGCAGGGAGCCAGAGAGUCAAGGCGAGCCAGAGAGCAGACGAGCCAAGGAGCAGGGAUCCAGGGAGUCAGGGAGCCAGAGGAGCCCAGGGAUCCAGAGAGGCAGGGAGCCAGAGAGGCAGGGAGCCAGAGAGCCAAGGACCCAGAGGAGGCUAGGGAUCCAGAGAGUCGGGAGCCAGAGAUCCAGGGAUCAGAGAGUCCAGGGAGCCAGAGAGUCAGGGAAGCCAGAAGAGCUAAGCAGCCAGAGAGCCAUGUAUCCAGAGAGUCAUGGGAUGCAGAGAGUCAAGGGAGCCAGAGAGUCAGGAAGCUAG